This is a messenger RNA of Nycticebus coucang (slow loris), 6108 nucleotides long. RefSeq names its product anoctamin 3 (gene ANO3). The transcript has 27 exons. The record is from RefSeq and is a predicted model, not a curated record. Gene Ontology annotation, molecular function: chloride channel activity; protein dimerization activity. Gene Ontology annotation, cellular component: plasma membrane. NCBI's taxonomy places the organism in Eukaryota, Metazoa, Chordata, Mammalia, Primates, Lorisidae. Gene Ontology annotation, biological process: chloride transmembrane transport. Bases 233 to 3286 code for a protein of 1017 amino acids.
AAUCCAUCCAUCCUGUUAAUUGCCUGGGAACAGCGUGAAGACAGAAAACUUAGAGUCAGCCUUGCGUGGUUUGUUUUUCCCCCUUUGGAUUUCCAAGUCAAAAUAAUUACAGGAAAGCCUGGAGUUACUACUGAUUGUAAGGCAGGGAACUUUUUUUUUUUUUUUUAACUUUCCUAUGAUUUUUAAAACUUCAGCAGUGUGAACUUUGCUUUGCAUACUUGAGAAUUUCACAAUGUCAGCUUUCAAAUUUGAAAUGAAUAAUCUUUCUCCUGAAGGCAUCAGCUGUGAACAUGCUUCAAACUCAGAUUUUACUUUAACCUGUUUCACUGAACUUUCUGGUGAUUCCAGUCAAUUGGAACUUCAGCACUGCAGUUCUGUCCCCACUGGUAUGAAUAUAAGCAAGAGUGAAAUAACAAAAGAAACUUCACUGAAGCCUUCUCGGAGAUCCCUGCCUUGCCUCACCCAGAGCUGCACUUACUCAAAGAGCCUGAGUCAGUCUACCUCACUCUUCCAGUCAAUGGAGAGUGACUCUCAGGCUCCCACUUCCAUGACCCUAAUCUCAGCUGAUAAAACAGAGCAAGUUAACGUUGAGGAGAAUAAAAAGGACUCCAUGCUCAAAUGUUCCUUUGCAGACAUCAGUGAUUUUUGCUUAGCCCUAGGAAAGGAUAAAAAUUACAAGGAUGAAUCAGAGCACACCACUUAUGACCGAUCUCGUCUCAUUAAUGACUUUGUUAUCAAAGACAAAUCUGAAUUCAAGACAAAAUUUUCUAAGAAUGACAUGAAUUACAUAGCAUCCAGUGGACCUGUAUUCAAAGAUGGCAAAAAGAGAAUUGAUUACAUCCUGGUUUACAGAAAGACCAAUAUACAAUAUGACAGAAGAAACACAUUUGAAAAGAACCUCAGAGCAGAAGGUUUGAUGCUGGAGAAGGAGCCAGCUAUCGCAAGUCCUGAUAUCAUGUUCAUUAAAAUUCACAUUCCCUGGGACACACUGUGCAAGUAUGCAGAGAGGCUGAAUAUCAGGAUGCCCUUCAGGAAAAAAUCUUAUUACACUGACCGGAGGAGCAAAUCAAUGGGCAGGGUGCAAAGUUACUUUAGAAGAAUUAAAACCUGGAUCGCUCAAAACCCAAUGGUUCUCGACAAGUCAGCUUUUCCUGACCUAGGGGAGUCGGACUGCUAUACUGGUCCCUUCAGCCGUGCCCGGAUCCACCACUUUAUAAUAAACAAUAAGGACACCUUCUUCAGCAACGCUACUCGAAGCAGGAUAGUGUAUCACAUGCUGGAGCGCACCAAAUAUGAAAAUGGAAUAUCAAAAGUGGGUAUCCGUAAACUUAUCAACAAUGGCUCAUAUAUAGCAGCGUUUCCUCCACAUGAGGGAGCCUACAAGAGUAACCAGCCCAUCAAAACUCACGGACCUCAGAAUAACAGACAUCUGUUAUAUGAGCGCUGGGCACGCUGGGGCAUGUGGUACAAGCAUCAGCCUCUGGAUCUAAUCAGGCUUUACUUUGGCGAGAAGAUUGGGCUGUACUUCGCUUGGCUGGGAUGGUAUACUGGAAUGCUGAUUCCUGCAGCAGCUGUUGGCUUGUGUGUUUUCUUCUAUGGAUUAUUGACAAUGAAUAAAAGUCAAGUCAGCCAGGAAAUUUGUAAAGCGACUGAAGUAUUCAUGUGCCCUCUCUGUGACAAGAACUGCUCACUGCAGAGACUCAAUGAGAGCUGUAUUUAUGCCAAGGUGACCUAUUUGUUUGACAAUGGAGGGACCGUCUUCUUUGCUAUCUUUAUGGCCAUAUGGGCCACAGUCUUCCUGGAAUUUUGGAAAAGGAGACGUAGUAUACUGACCUAUACUUGGGACCUCACUGAAUGGGAAGAAGAGGAGGAAACACUCCGUCCCCAGUUUGAAGCAAAGUAUUACAAGAUGGAGGUAGUAAACCCCAUCACUGGAAAGCCUGAGCCACAUCAGCCUUCCUCGGACAAAGUAUCUCGUCUUCUGGUUUCCGUCUCAGGAAUAUUCUUCAUGAUUUCUUUGGUGAUCACUGCAGUGUUUGGAGUCGUGGUAUAUCGCCUGGUUGUCAUGGAACAGUUUGCAUCAUUCAAAUGGAAUUUCAUCAAACAACACUGGCAGUUUGCAACAUCUGCUGCUGCUGUCUGUAUCAAUUUCAUAAUCAUUAUGUUGCUGAAUCUCGCUUAUGAAAAAAUUGCUUACCACCUUACUAAUUUAGAAUAUCCACGGACGGAAUCUGAAUGGGAAAACAGCUUUGCCCUGAAGAUGUUCCUCUUCCAGUUUGUCAAUUUAAACAGUUCUAUUUUCUACAUUGCUUUCUUUCUGGGGAGAUUUGUAGGUCACCCAGGAAAGUACAAUAAACUUUUUGAUCGAUGGAGACUGGAGGAAUGUCAUCCUAGCGGCUGUUUGAUAGACCUCUGCCUCCAGAUGGGCGUCAUUAUGUUUUUGAAGCAAAUAUGGAACAACUUCAUGGAAUUGGGAUACCCGUUGAUCCAGAACUGGUGGUCACGACAUAAAAUCAAGCAGGGAAUACAGGAUGCUUCCAUAUCUCAGUGGGAAAAUGAUUGGAAUCUGCAGCCUAUGAAUAUUCAUGGACUAAUGGAUGAGUACUUAGAAAUGGUUUUGCAGUUUGGCUUUACCACCAUCUUUGUGGCAGCUUUUCCUCUGGCCCCUCUUUUGGCUUUGUUAAACAAUAUCAUUGAAAUCAGGCUGGACGCAUACAAAUUUGUCACCCAGUGGCGGAGGCCUCUACCAGCCCGAGCAACUGACAUAGGUAUCUGGCUUGGAAUUCUUGAAGGAAUUGGAAUAUUGGCUGUGAUCACCAAUGCUUUUGUAAUUGCUAUCACAUCUGAUUACAUCCCACGCUUUGUUUAUGAAUACAAAUAUGGGCCCUGUGCAAACCAUAUAAGACAGAAUGAAAAUUGCUUAUUGGGUUAUGUCAACAAUAGCCUCUCCUUCUUUAACCUGAGUGAGCUGGGAAUGGGCAAAUCUGGUUACUGCAGGUACCGAGACUACAGAGGGCCCCCUUGGAGUUCCAAACCCUAUGAGUUUACCUUACAAUACUGGCACAUCCUCGCUGCUCGGUUGGCCUUCAUUAUCGUAUUUGAGCACCUUGUUUUUGGGAUUAAGUCAUUCAUCGCAUACCUGAUUCCAGAUGUACCAAAGGGUCUCUAUGACCGAAUACGGCGGGAGAAAUACUUAGUUCAAGAGAUGAUGUAUGAGGCCGAACUGGAACAUUUGCAACAACAACGGAGGAAAAGUGGUCAGCCUGUUCACCAUGAAUGGCCUUAGUUGAUGCCUGUUACCCAGGAGAGGUGUACCAUUAGUGGAAAGAAAUGAUGACAACUUUAAUUCUAUGCAGGAUCUGGGAGGAAGGCAUACUAGGCAAACCAUAUAUAUAAUAUGCUAUUUGGAAAUGUAUUACAGCCAGCUCUGAGAUUUGGAAUAUCCAACCUUACAAAGGGGUUAGAUUGACAUUUGCAGGAAGCCAGGAUCUAAUUCUCAUACCCAGUCUCAGGGAGUUGUACGUUUGGAGACAUCUGCCUUCCAUCAGCUACAGUGUAAUAGGAUGGAUGAUCAGAAAGUUCCUAGAGGCAGAUUUCCAUGUAAAUGUUCAUAGGCCAAGCAUGACUUCCAGUAUCAUGUGGUCUUCACUCACAUAUUAAUCUUCUUUGGAAACUUUGAGUUGAGAUGUCUAUGAGAAAUGAUGUAAAUCAAUUAUUGCCUUUCUGCCAGAAGCCCGUGUCCCUUAAGUUUACAGGUUGGUAGGAAUUACCCUUGUCUCUUGCUGAAAUUAUGGAACUGUGCCUCCAGGGAAUUAAUGCUGCUUUACACUGACUAUGCAGUUGAAGAGUUGCACAUCACCUUUAGUAGUCAAACCAAAAAUCUAAUAUCCCCAAAAGAAUACCAUUCAUUAAAAUAAUAUUCUAUUGCAUUGGCUAUACUCAAGUCUGUUUUAUCCUCCAGUGAUGGUUGCACUGAACGUUUUUUUUUGGUACUGAAUGCCAGUAAAGCCACAUGCUUACAAACUAUGAAUGGUGAUUCUUACAUCAUUUAGAACACAACCAAUCCAUACUUUGCUGUGGAAGGCUGUUUUAUAGUAUCUUUAAUGUUUCCCUCACUGAUUUAUUAACUUGAAAUUCUGUAAAUAUGUUGGUUUCCCCUGUACUUUUGCACCUUGACAGUGUGUAGUGCAAGUUAUAGUUCAUGCAGCUCCGAGACCACUCACACACUAUGCUAUUGUCGUAUGUUUAUUCGGGAAAAUUGAAGCCAGAUGCUCUGGAAUACUUAUGCUUUUUUAAACCAUAUGCAUUCUUACUCAUGAGCUAAUGAAAAUAAUGCAUGGAUAUAAAUCUAUAUUAUUUGUAAAAAAGAGAAACACCCAUUUAUUUUGUGUUUUACUUUUCUUUUUCAUCACCGAAAGGAGUAUUCUGUUAUCAUCAUUGCUUUCAUAGAUUGGUUUUGUUUAUUUCUGAAAACUCUCUAAAGUCAAAUUAAUUGUGAAGGGCAUCAUUUUGCUUUGUUGUGGAAUUCCUGUUUCAUUGUCAACCCUGUAUCUGUAUGACUGUUCACAGACGGAUAAGGUGGGAAUGAUGAGGCAUUCAACCAGAGAAAGUCCAGAGGAGCUGUAACAUCCUGUGGGGAUGGCAUGAGUGAAAGAGAAUGUUGAUGCAGGAAAUUGUAUGGUAGAAAUCAAAGCACAAGGAAAUCCCAAUUUGCCUCCCCAGAGAAUGGGUGGGGUAUCACACAUGUCCGCACACACUUAUAUAUACACGUAUGAUUAUUAUGAUUGUUAUUAUUCAUCUAAUUACCUUUUGUCCAACUAAGCAAAGCACAGUUAUUUCCAAAAUUUGAGAGACCAAAUUAAACACAAUGGAAAUAAAUCUACUGUGAUACGUGCUAGUGUUUCUCUGAUAAGAAAAUGAUAAAAUUUCUCUUAACUAAAAAACUAUUUUUGUUUAAUUCUAGCACUUAAAAUGUUCUGUUGACUUUUCCUCUUUACCCUCUAGGGAAAAGCUUAUAGAUUAUAAUAGUUGUUUCAUUGUUUGUUUUUGUCAAAAAUGACUCACUUCCUUACUUUUCCCCUGAUUCUUAGCAAGAGGAAGGACCACGGAAGACUCUAACCUUCAGAUUCCAGAGAGGUUGGCUUUCUGUCCCCUGCUGAUUUACAGCAGGCGGUGAAUUCCACUAAGCACACAAAGAGGUUGUAAACUCCUCCACUUUUACAGCAUCUGCGUUUCCUUUUCUUUGUUAAGUAAAUGUAUACACAUGCCAAAAUAUAAAUCAUGCCUAAGGAUGACAAAAACAAACAUCUUUUCCAAAUUAGGAACAUAAGACAGAGACAUUUGUCUUACAGGAGUGCAAAGAAUAGUGAUAGCUGUGUCCUUGAUAAUUAUUUUCCAAAGUUUUUAUUAGCCCUAUCAGGGUUUAAAAUCAUGUUGAUUGGCUAGAGAGAAAAAUAUGAAAAGAGAAGUUUGUUUUAAUUAAAAAUGGUAAUACAUGAGUUUAGACCAUGCCUUCUUCGACCUUUUUGAAACAAGUGAAAAAUAGAAAAACAAACUAUCACCUGAAAUGUUUCCCUUGUGACACCAGGCAGUAGAAUCCAGCUAUGCCUUCAUCAUUGUUGACUUGUACAAUACUAGCAGGGCCUUGCGGUAGGUCAGUUUUAGGUCAUUCUGCUUCAGUUGGGAGAAAUGUUUUAUACCAUGGUUUUUAUAUGAAUACAAAUGAUUUCUCAAAGAUUUAUAGCACACACGAUUCUCAGGAAUUCUGUAUAACAUGAAUGCUGCUUAUCUAUUUUCAUAUUCUAACUUGUCUACUCAAGCAAAGAUGUACACAAUCAAUAUGUAUGUGCAUGCGAUCUGCCUUGACAAGUUGUUCCAAGAUGAAAAGCUUACACAGUGCAAUGUAUGGAAAAUCACACUAGAUCAUCGCUGAAAUAGUUUGUAACUGUCUGAGUCUGUGCACGCACUUCUAAGAUAAAACGCUGCUGAGUGACUGCAUGAUGAGAUACGACUUCUGAAUGCUGCACAUUCUUUCAAAAAUGAGUCUUGGCACGAUUUAUUGUAUAAUGGAAUGAAUAGGAAACUUUUUCACUCAAUAAAUUAUCAUUU